UCUUUACAUAAACACACAUUAUAUAUAUCAAGGUUCUUCACUGGCUACUAGAUAUUCCCAUUGAUACGAAACUCAGACUGGAUCGAUUCCAAAUCUAGGUCAAAUUUCAAAGAGCAGAGCCUUAGCUACGAUCAGAGAAGAAUCACUUCAAUGGCGUCCAAGAUUGGAUUCGUUGGGCUGAGCGACUUGAGCUUGGAAAUGUCUGCUUCGCUUCUCCGCCAUGGUUAUGAAGUCCAAGCAUUCGAGAUAAGUGAGCCUUUCAUAAAUGAAUUUUUGAAGCAAGGUGGAAUUAGAUGUUCCAGCGCAGUGGAGGCAGGAAAAGAUGUUGUGGCUUUAGUUGUGUUAAUAUCUAAUGCAGAACAUAUUGAUGAAGUAAUUCUUGGCAACGACGGUGCUUUAAAAGGUCUGCCAAAGGAUGCUGUCUUCAUUCUUCAUUCGACCUUAUUGCCAUCGUACAUCCAGAGACUGGAGAAGUCUUUUACAGAUAAAUAUGAGACCGCCUAUUUUGUAGAUGCUUAUGUUGCUAAGGGAAUGUCUGAAGUAUUGGAUGGAAAGAUUUUGAUUACUUCUUCAGGAAGAUCAGAUGCAAUUGCAAGGGCACGACCUGUUCUCUCUGCAAUGUGUGAGAAACUUUACAUUUUUGAGGGCAACGUUGGUGCUGGAAGUAAAAUUAAUAUGGUCAAUGAACUACUUGAGGGUAUUCAUCUUGUUACUUCUAUGGAGGCAAUUUCACUUGGUGCCAAAGCGGGAAUCCAUCCGUUGAUAGUCUAUGAUAUCAUUUCCAACGCUGCAGGGAAUUCAUGGGUUUUCAAGAAUGAGGUUCCCCACUUGUUGAAGGGUAUUACCAAACAACAUGACCUGAAUACUUAUGCUCAAAAAUUGGUUACUAUUCUGGAUCAGGCAAAAUCACUUGUUUUUCCCCUCCCACUUCUGGCAGUUGCUCAUCAGCAAUUAAUUCAUGGAUCUUCAAUUGUUGGAGAUGACGAAGAUGCUUCUUUUCUUAAGGCUUGUGAAAGAGUAUUUGGAGUAAAUAUUUCAGAUGCAGUGAAUGCUGAAACUUACAGCCCCGAGGAGCUAGCAAGGCAAAUUACAGCCAGUUCAAAUUCUGUAAACCGGAUUGGUUUUAUUGGGCUUGGAGCAAUGGGAUUUGGCAUGGCAUCUCACCUCUUGAAAUCAAACUGUUCAGUCGUUGGUUAUGAUGUAUAUAAACCAACACUAAUGAGAUUUGCCAACAUUGGCGGUUUGAUUGGGAACUCUCCGGCAGAAGUUUCAAAAGAUGUCGAUGUGCUUGUAGUCAUGGUCACAAAUGAAACUCAAGCUGAGAAUGCUUUAUAUGGAGAUUCUGGAGCUGUUUCAGCUCUUCCUUCUGGAGCAUCUGUCGUCCUUUCAUCAACCGUGUCUCCUGCAUUUGUGAGCCAACUAGAGCAACGUUUGCUAAAUGAAGGCAAGAAUUUAAAACUGAUUGAUGCACCUGUUUCCGGUGGUGUUAAGAGAGCCUCCCUGGGAACAUUAACGAUAAUGGCAUCCGGUGCAGAUGAGGCUCUCAAGAGUGCUGGUUUAGUUCUGUCAGAACUAAGUGAGAAGCUUUACAUUAUCAAAGGAGGUUGUGGGGCUGCAAGUGUCGUAAAGAUGGUCAAUCAAUUGCUUGCUGGAGUUCAUAUAGCAUCAGCAGCUGAGGCUAUGGCAUUUGGAGCCCGAUUAGGUCUUAAUACGAGGACAUUGUUUGAUGUCAUCACAAGUAGCAGGGGAACGUCGUGGAUGUUUGAAAAUCGUGUUCCACACAUGCUGGAUAAUGAUUAUACACCUUAUUCUGCACUCGAUAUCUUUGUGAAGGAUCUGGGAAUUGUUUCUCGUGAAUGCUCGUCUCGAAGAGUUCCGCUUCAUAUUUCAACAGUUGCACACCAACUGUUCAUCUCAGGUUCUGCUGGAGGUUGGGGACGGCAAGAUGAUGCUGGUGUCGUUAAGGUCUAUGAGAACAUAACAGGCGUAAAGGUUGAGGGAAAACUUCCCUUGCUUAAAAAGGAAGCCAUCUUGGAAUCCCUUCCAUCUGAGUGGCCAGUAGAUCCCAUUUCUGAUAUACAAAGACUAAAUCAGAACAAUUCAAAGACUUUGGUCGUUCUCGAUGAUGAUCCGACUGGAACACAAACUGUUCACGACAUUGAGGUGUUAACUGAAUGGAAUGUUGAAUCGCUUAUUGAGCAAUUUAAAAAGGCCCCUAAAUGUUUGUUCAUUUUAACCAACUCCAGAGCAUUAAGUUCGGAGAAGGCCAGUGCAUUGAUUAAAGAGAUAUGUAGGAAUCUGCAUACUGCUGCUGAAUCAGUCAAGAAUGCUGAUUAUACAGUAGUUUUGAGAGGGGAUUCAACUUUACGUGGUCAUUUCCCAGAGGAAGCUGAUGCAGCUAGUUCAGUAUUAGGUGAGAUGGAUGCAUGGAUCAUUUGCCCCUUUUUCCUUCAAGGAGGCCGUUAUACUAUUGGAGAUAUACACUAUGUAGCAGAUUCUGAUAAGAUUGUCCCUGCAGGAGACACAGAGUUUGCAAAAGAUGCUGCUUUUGGCUACAAAUCUUCAAAUCUCCGUGAGUGGGUGGAGGAGAAAACAGGUGGCCACAUACCAGCCAGCAGUGUUGCUUCCAUUUCUAUCCAGCUUCUAAGAAACGGUGGACCAGAUGCUGUUUGUGAGCAUCUAUGCAGUUUGCAGAAGGGGUCGACAUGCAUAGUCAAUGCAGCUAGUGAAAGAGACAUGGGUGUCUUUGCUGCUGGAAUGAUUAAGGCAGAAAUGAAAGGAAAGCGGUACUUAUGCCGCACAGCUGCCAGUUUUGUAUCUUCGCGUGUUGGAAUUGUUGCAAAAGCUCCAAUUUCGCCAAAGGAUCUAGGAAUAAACAAAGAAAGGAAUGGUGGUCUCAUUGUUGUGGGAUCAUAUGUCCCGAAAACCACAAAACAGGUUGAAGAGCUUAGACUGCAAUGCGGCCAGAGUUUAAGAAGCAUUGAGGUCUCUGUAGCUAAAGUUGCUAUGGGAUCUAUAGAAGAGAGGGUAGAGGAAAUCGCAAGAGCAGCUGAGAUGGCAGAUGUUUUCCUUCGGUCACGUAAGGACACUCUAAUAAUGACCAGUCGGGAGCUCAUCACUGGAAAAACUCCCUCUGAGAGUUUGGAAAUCAACUUUAAAGUGAGCUCUUCACUGGUGGAAAUAGUUAGGCGGAUAACAACAAAACCUCGUUAUAUUCUCGCAAAGGGUGGAAUCACUUCAUCCGACACUGCUACAAAAGCCCUUGAAGCAAAAUGUGCCAAAAUAGUGGGACAAGCCAUGGCUGGUGUUCCCUUGUGGCAGCUAGGUCCUGAAAGUAGACAUCCAGGAGUUCCAUACAUAGUUUUUCCUGGCAAUGUUGGUGAUAGUAAGGCACUGGCAGAGCUAGUGAAAUCUUGGGCUCGUCCAUCCCGGCUUUCAUCAGCAAAAGAGCUUCUUCUUAAUGCAGAACAGGGUGGAUAUGCUAUUGGUGCCUUCAAUGUUUACAAUUUGGAAGGAGUGGAGGCAGUUGUUGCUGCAGCUGAGGAAGAACAAAGUCCCGCCAUCUUACAGAUCCAUCCCGGUGCUUUAAAACAGGGUGGGAUUCCUUUGGUUUCAUGUUGCAUUGCCGCUGCGGAACAAGCCAGUGUGCCCAUCACUGUCCAUUUUGAUCACGGAACUUCAAAAGAAGACAUGGUCGAGGCACUUGAGUUGGGACUUGAUUCGCUUAUGGUAGAUGGUUCACAUCUGUCCUUCAAGGACAAUGUCUCUUACACAAAGUUUAUAUCAGUUUUGGCGCACGCAAAGGGGAUGUUGGUGGAAGCUGAACUAGGGAGAUUGUCAGGGACAGAAGACGAUUUGACUGUUGAAGAUUAUGAAGCAAGGCUGACCGAUGUUAAUCAGGCUCAAGAGUUCAUUGAUGAGACCGGAAUAGAUUCUUUGGCUGUGUGUAUCGGUAAUGUCCAUGGAAAGUAUCCAGCGAGUGGUCCAAAUCUGAGACUUGACUUGCUUAAGGAUUUGGAUGCUUUGUGUUCGAAUAGAGGAGUCUUUCUGGUGCUUCACGGAGCUUCUGGCUUGUGCAAGGAACUUAUCAAGGAAUGCAUAGAGCGGGGCGUGAGAAAAUUCAAUGUAAACACUGAGGUGCGGAAGGCUUACAUGGAUUCGCUUGGAAGUCCAAAGAAAGAUCUUGUCCAUGUUAUGGCAUCAGCAAAGGAAGCAAUGAAAGCUGUAAUUGCAGAAAAGAUGCGUCUCUUUGGUUCAGCAGGAAAAGCAUGACUUUAUGAUCGAGUGCUACUUCUCUGUUUGUCCUUUGCUUUAUGACAACCUGUUUAGUCAUAUUCUGUAUUUUUUUAUUGCAGAAAGUCGGGAUUCAAAGUUCCUAAUGAUCAAAGGCUCGUUAGAAUAAUCUGAUAUCUAUUGUUAUCCAUGUUAGCGUUUAUGCCCUUUAACGAAUAAAUGUAACAAUGUUAUUUAGACAUUCUGAUAUCAAUAAAGGAUUAUUAUUUACUUAUUUUA
Messenger RNA from Morus notabilis, 4512 nucleotides. RefSeq lists its product as uncharacterized. Gene Ontology annotation, molecular function: aldehyde-lyase activity; NADP binding; zinc ion binding. Bases 151 to 4272 code for a protein of 1373 amino acids. The record is from RefSeq and is a predicted model, not a curated record. The transcript is spliced from 42 exons. Gene Ontology annotation, biological process: carbohydrate metabolic process. NCBI's taxonomy places the organism in Eukaryota, Viridiplantae, Streptophyta, Magnoliopsida, Rosales, Moraceae.